This is a messenger RNA of Sciurus carolinensis (gray squirrel), 1118 nucleotides long. RefSeq names its product CD48 molecule (gene Cd48). The transcript has 4 exons. The record is from RefSeq and is a predicted model, not a curated record. NCBI's taxonomy places the organism in Eukaryota, Metazoa, Chordata, Mammalia, Rodentia, Sciuridae. The coding region runs from base 116 to 868 and encodes 250 amino acids.
GGUUCACUGGGUAUUUUCCUCUACCCUUGCUUUUUGUGUUUUCUUCUACCCUCGAUCUCUUUCGAGCCCAGCUCUUGACUGUCUCCAGCAUUCCUGCGAAACUCUGGAAAGUAGUAUGUGUUCCAGGCGAUGGGAUUGGUGCCCGGUUCCAGGACUACUGCUGCUAUUGUCUCUCCUGGUGACCAGCAUUCAAGAUCCUUCAGUGCUUAGAAAGAUGGCAGUCUCUGGCAGCAAUGUGAGUCUGAAAAUCUCCGAGGAACUGUUUGGUAACUAUAAGCAACUAAUCUGGUUUUACAACACUAGUCAGAAGAUUGUAGAAUGGGAGGUGUUGUCCCCUGCUGUCUACUACAGAUCUUCAUUGAAGGACAGACUCAGUCUUGAUCCUCAAAGUCCUGCGCAUCUGCACAUCUCCAAAGUUCAGAAAGAGGACAGCAGUACUUACAUCCUAAGAGUGUCCAAGGAGAGUGGGAAAGAGCAGGAAUGGAAGAUACCCCUGCAGGUGUUUGACCCUGUUCCUGAGCCUAUCAUAGAAACUGAGAAGGCAGAAGAAGUAAAUGGCAAUUGUUAUCUGACUUUGUCAUGUGUGAUACAGGACCAGUCAGUCAGCUAUGUUUGGUAUGGAGACUCGGGGCCCUUUCCAAAGGAGCUCCAGAAAAAUGUGCUUGAAGUCACCCUUAAUACACAGAACCAGUCCAGAUUUUACACAUGCCAAGUCAGCAAUCCUGUGAGCAGCAAGAACGAUACGGUCUACUUCAUUCCACCCUGUACUAUAGCCAGAUCCUCUGCAGUAAUGUGGAUUGUAAGUUGGUGGAUGGUUGUCAUACCCACUGCUAUUGGCCUCCUACUUACUCAUGAUGAACUCCUCUAAUAAUUUAAGAGUGAAACUUCAAGAUCGCUGGAUCUUGCCUUCAUCAACAACUAUGCUCUUAACCAGAGCAGGAGCUCUGGCUACAUGGAAUGGGAGAAAGUUUUUUGUUGAAGCAUCAGUGAAAAUUUUCAAUGAACUUUUUAAGAAUUCUAGUAAAUAUUUUAUUUUAUAUUCCAUAAUUGUUUUCCAAUACACAUACAUAGAUUUACAUAUUCAUUUUGUCCACCAAAACAAUGUCAUCACACUGUGA